Molecule: messenger RNA, 1404 nt
Organism: Herpailurus yagouaroundi (jaguarundi)
Lineage: Eukaryota; Metazoa; Chordata; Mammalia; Carnivora; Felidae
Gene: SGPP2
Product: sphingosine-1-phosphate phosphatase 2
Exons: 5
Coding region: 69-1268 (399 amino acids)
Biological process (GO): sphingosine metabolic process
Cellular component (GO): endoplasmic reticulum membrane
Molecular function (GO): sphingosine-1-phosphate phosphatase activity
Source: RefSeq, a predicted model, not a curated record
CGGCGGGGACAGUGCGAGCCGAGGGCAUCGGCGUGGCGGCGGCGGCGGCGCGCGGCCCCGGGCUCACCAUGGCCGAGCUGCUGCGGAGCCUGCAGGAUUCCCAGCUCGUCGCUCGCUUCCAGCGCCGCUGCGGGCUCUUCCCGGCGCCGGAGGAAGGCCCCCCGGAGAACGGCGCGGACCCCGCGGAGGACGCGGCGCGGGCGCUGGGGCUCGGGCAUCUGUCUGACGCCAACGGCAAGGGCGGCGGGGGGCCGGCCAACGGGCUGCGGAGAGUCUCGGCCCCGCAGGCUUCUGUACAGAAGUACAUUGUGAAGAAUUAUUUCUACUAUUACCUAUUCAGAUUCUCAGCCGCUUUGGGUCAAGAAGUGUUCUACAUCACCUUUCUUCCAUUCACUCACUGGAAUAUUGAUCCUUAUUUAUCCAGAAGACUGGUCAUCAUAUGGGUUUUGGUGAUGUAUAUUGGCCAGAUGGCCAAGGACAUCCUGAAGUGGCCCCGCCCCUUCUCCCCUCCCGUCGUGAAACUGGAGAAGAGAGUGAUUGCUGAGUAUGGAAUGCCAUCUACCCACGCCAUGGCGGCCACCACCAUUUCCUUCACCCUCCUCAUCUCUACGAUGGACAGAUACCAGUAUCCCUUUGUUCUGGGGUUGCUGACGGCUGUGGUGUUUUCCACCUUGGUGUGUCUCAGCAGAGUCUACACUGGGAUGCACACGGUCCUGGAUGUGCUGGGUGGCAUCCUGGUCACCGCGGUCCUCAUUGUCCUCACCUACCCCGCCUGGACCCUUAUCGAUCGCCUGGACUCAGCCAGCCCCCUCUUCCCCGUCUGUGUCAUCGUGGUGCCGUUCUUCCUGUGUUACAACUACCCCGUGUCCGACUGCUACAGCCCAACCCGAGCGGACACCACAACCAUCCUGGCCGCGGGGGCGGGCGUGACCUUAGGGUUCUGGAUCAACCACUUCUUCCAGCUCGUGUCGGCGCCCGCCGAGUCCCUCCCUGUCAUUCAGAACAUCCCGCCGCUCACCACCGACAUGGUAGUUUUGGGUCUGACCAAAUUCGUCGUGGGAAUCGUGCUGAUCCUUCUGGUCCGCCAGCUCGUACAGAAUCUCUCGCUGCAAGUGCUAUACUCGUGGUUCAAGGUGGUCACCAGGAACAAGGAGGCCAGGCGGAGACUAGAGAUCGAAGUGCCUUACAAGUUCGUCACCUACACAUCUGUGGGCAUCUGCGCCACAACCUUUGUGCCAAUGCUGCACAGGUUUUUGGGAUUGCUCUGAACCUCAAAUGGUUGGGAAGUAGCCCACUGGGCAGGAGAGCCAAAACAGGAGAGUAGUUGGGUGGGCAAGUUUCGAGCAUACGUUUUUCUUAAAAAAAAAAAAAAAAAGUCCCGAGUCCCAUGUUUCUUUUGCUGAU